Messenger RNA from Melampsora larici-populina 98AG31, 1509 nucleotides. RefSeq names its product aspartic peptidase A1. Bases 1 to 1509 code for a protein of 502 amino acids. The transcript is spliced from 5 exons. The record is from RefSeq and is a predicted model, not a curated record. Gene Ontology annotation, biological process: proteolysis. Gene Ontology annotation, molecular function: aspartic-type endopeptidase activity. Lineage: Eukaryota; Fungi; Basidiomycota; Pucciniomycetes; Pucciniales; Melampsoraceae.
AUGAAUCGAUUUAAAUUCUUUUUUCUUCAAUUGUUGAUCUUGAUCCAAUCGAUUGAUACACAUUGUGAACCUUUAACUUCAAUCCCUAUCAUUCGAAGAAAGCCCACUUUUGAAAAAAGGGAUGAUUCAGAUCAGGCGGUUAAUCAAAGAGCAAUUUGGCAGGCGGAGUUACUGCUUAACAAAUAUCGUCUUUCGAGAGGUCAACCAGGUUCACAAGAUGAUGAUCCAUCCCUUCAACGACGUGGAUCAAGUAUUCAACAUCAUCCCCUCACAAAUGGUUGUGUAGAUUCAGAUUACUACGGUGUAGUAGAAAUAGGAAAACCACCACAAAGAUUCAACGUAAUCAUCGAUACAGGAUCAUCAGAUUUCUGGGUAAUAGGCAGUACCUUUCCACGACCUAGAACCCCAACUACAUCAGCCAAUAACAAAGGAGUUUCAAGCAACUUUUUAAAUCCAGAAUUCGCAUCUAAUUCUAUAACUGGUGCAUCAUAUUCACCAGAAAAAUCUAAAACUUUUAAAUCUACUCUAAAUCAAUUUCAAGUGACUUAUGGGUCGGGAAAAGUGAUUGGAUCUAUUGGAACUGAGAUUAUUAGUUUUGCUGGUUAUACUGUUGCAGAUAAACUUUUUGGUGUAGCUAAUCAGGCUACUGGUGGACUUUUGUCGGGUGAUGUAUCAGGUAUCAUGGGAAUGGGAUUCAAGUUACAAGCAUCAACUGGUGUGACACCUUUUUGGCAAUCAGCCAAGAUCUCAACUUUUGCAUUGGGUAUCACGAGAUUUAUUAAUAUCACAAGUAGUAAAGAAUCAGAACCUGGUGGGAUUUUAACUUUAGGUGGUGUAAAUCAAUCACUUUAUACUGGAAAAAUAAACUAUAUCCCAUUAGAAAGUCAAUCUUAUUGGCAAAUUGCAAUGGAUGAAGUCUCAAUUAAUGGAGGAGUGAUUCCAAAUUUGGGUUCCAAAUCGGUUGCAAUCGAUACUGGUACUUCUUUAAUCGGUGCUCCUACUUCUGCUGUUGAGGCCAUUUAUAGUCAUAUUCCUGGAUCUCAACCUGCUAAGGGAAUUUAUCGUGGUUACUAUCAAUUUCCAUGUUCUUCUUUACCCACCUUAAGUUUAACCUUCGGUGGUAUAUCGUAUUCAAUCUCACCAGAUGAUUUUAAUAUAGGUAAAAUAGAUCAAUCAGGUGAAAAUUGUUUGGGAGCUAUUUUUGCAGUAAAUUCGCCUACAAUUCAGUCCAAUCUUAUUGCUCCUUCUUGGAUCAUUGGUGAUAGUUUUUUGAAAAACGUUUAUUCAGUUUUUCAAAUCGAACCUCUACCUGGUUUUAUUGGUUUUGCUUUACCCGUGAAUGACUAUCAAAACUUAUUGAAUAGUGUUGGAAAAGCUGUGGGUGCUAAUCCUGGGAUUAAUGUAAACGGUAGAGCAAAAUCAAAUGGAAAUCGGGUUAAUGUUCAAGUUCUUGGUCUUCUUUUGAUAACUUUUAGUAGCUUGUUUGGUUUCAUUUUGAUAGUGUGGUAG